Durio zibethinus is the source of this 2952-nucleotide messenger RNA. RefSeq names its product TRM32-like protein (DUF3741) (gene DAU1). The record is from RefSeq and is a predicted model, not a curated record. Lineage: Eukaryota; Viridiplantae; Streptophyta; Magnoliopsida; Malvales; Malvaceae.
AGGCAAUUCUCCGAGCAAUGGGGAAGCACAUGCAACACAGGAGCACUGGCAUCUCAAUCCCGCAAGGUUAUCCGGGAUGCAUGUGGGGUAUUCUUCAUGUACUUAAGUACCAACAUUGGCAUUGGCGUUUUAUUAAGAAAAGACUUCCACAUAAGAAGCGUGAUGCUGGGGCUGAAAAUCCAGAGGAUGGAGUACAAGCCUCAAAUACUGAUGAUCCGUCAAAAUACAUGAAAGCUGAAGUGGCUAAAUCUAAGGUUGAAGGAAAGAAGAAGCAGUCCAGUCCAGCAACUAAAAAUUCAGUGAGAUCUCGGCUGAAGGCACUUAUUACUGAAGAUAUGUCUAGAAGGAAGGGACGAGGCCGGCAUCACCGAAGUUCAACCUACCCUGCACCCUUACAGUUGAAACGAACUGGUUCAACUCAUCAUGCAGAAGCUCAUAUCGAUGAUAUUCUUCCUGAAAUAGCUCUAAAUGAUGGAAGUCCUGGAGUGGCUAACAAGAACAACGAGAUCUCCUCCGAUAGCCGUUCUGAGGAUCAAGUUUCACCAAAGUCCUCGGAGGAACCAAUUACCAGUGAUGAAAGUGAUGAAGAGUUCGGUAUCAUGCUUAGUGGGGAAGACUCAAGCCUUGAUCAAGUUGAUGAAAUUGAGAAUGCCAAUUUCUUUCAGGAAGAUCUAAAUGACAAAAAGCAAGCAUUAUUGAAACAGAAGUCGAUCGCUUCAAAAGAACUUACUCUAGAUGCUGCUGCAUAUAAGUCAAAGUAUUUAAUAGAUGCUCUGGAUAUAAUCAACAUGAACAAAGGGUUUUUACUGACAAUUCUACAGGAUCCAGGCUCUCCUUUGACUCACCAUUUCCGUAAGCAACAAGCUAUCAGUGCUAAAAUGGGAAUAACCAGGUCUGAGACUUUCCCUUCACCUGGUUCAUCGAGCAGAAAAGGUUCUGGUUGCUCAUCGAGCAGGAAAGGUUCCGGAGGAAGUAGACAAAAACAUAAGCAGGAAGCAACUGAGUUUCAUGCUAAAGAAGAGGAGUCUGAUGUUUGUUUUCAUGGACAAAAGUCAUCCGAUCAUGAGUCUACCGAAGAUAUCUGUAGAAAGUCAAUUCCAUUGAUAGCUGCAGACCACAGGGCAGAUGGAAUUCACAAACUAAACCAAGCAAAGGCUGAAAUGGCUAAUAUCUCUUCUUCAGGUUCAUCCCACUAUUUGAAGCAAUCCAGUGGAAAUCAAGUGGCAAAAAGGAGAUUCAAACAUCUUAAACAGAACAUAAAACAAGCAAUUAAGGAGAGCAAGAAAGAGAGGUAUCGGAUUGCUAUGGAUGCAGUCCUUCACAAAAUUCCUCACAGGAAAGGGUUUUCCAAGGACUUGACAAAGGACAUUGUUGAUUAUUUUAAGGACCUUUCAAGGAUUAGGAAUAUUUUUUCUGAAUUAUCUACCGGCAAGAGAAGAAUCCAGCACGAGAGAAGAGCAUCAUCUUUUAAUGAGUCUAUGGAUAGAUAUACACAGUUGUAUGAAUCUAGUUUCAACAGAGAAGCCAAAGAACAUAUCUCCAAAAGGAUGCAAGAAAUAGGAGAAGAAGAGAUAGUUUUGCCUCGUAGGAGUGCAAAAAAAUCCCUGGGAAGGAUUCUUUCCUCUCCUGAACUGCAUUCUUAUUUUUAUCAAAGUGAGGACUCUUCUGAUGCAUUUUCUUCAGAUAUGCAAACUGUUGUUGCAGAUAGCACUUUGAGCAUAAGCAGCUUAACUGAACAAAAAAUUCUAGAUGUUUCAGAGGCUUUGUAUUAUCGCUCACAAGACACACUAGGAAAAAGUGAGUCUGAAGAGAAUAAGAUAGACAUCAGGGAAAAACUUCCAUUUUCUUCAGAUCUGUUAGCAACAAACUCAUCUACAAAUAGUAAGACAAUAGCUCAAGUGGAACAAACUAGUGAUGAGUCGGGAAACUUGAUGAUAGGGAAAGAUGUUUCUCAGAGUGAACAAGACAGUAAGCAUGGAAUUGUACCUAUCACAAAGCAGGAAGAACCAAGUUCUAUCCCUUUGCUCAACAUCACUUUUGAAGAGCAAAAAGCCAGUCCUGCAGAAAUUUCCAAAUCACAAGAAGCAGAUUUGGAGCUAAAGCAAAGUCAGGGCCUUCCCAACGUAAUGAGGUUUUUGGAUGAUGGGCAACAUGAAAUGAGGGAUACCCCUAAGGUGGCUGAGGGCAUAGUUGAAUUAGAGAAAGUAGAGGCCUUAAAGAAGGAUUUAGACAAUGAACUUUUAAAUGACCGAGUAGACGCAAAUGACAAGGAUAAAUUUACAUAUGUGAGGGAUGUACUCGAACUAUCUGGAUUUAGUGGGAAUGAAACGCUUGGCACGUGGCAUGCGGAUGACCAGCCAUUGGAUCCUUUGGUGUCUGAGGUAGUCAGAGACUGCAUUUUCUGUGAUCCCCAUUGUUCCAGGGAUGAAGAAGUUGGUUACUGUAAUCACCCACUUUUGUUUGAUCUAAUCAAUGAGGUAUUGAUGGAGCUUUACGAAAGAUCAUACAGUUAUUGUCCCAGAGUUUUAUCUUCAUUAUGCCACAUCAGUCCGAUGCCAGUAGGACACCGAGUUCUUAAGGAAGUAUGGGCAAACAUAAGCUGGUACUUGAGCUAUGAAUCUGGAUUUGAUAAGCCAUUGGAUUAUGUUGCCAGUAGAGAUCUAACAAGAAGUGAUGGGUGGAUGAACCUACAGUUUGAAAAUGAGUGCCUAGGACUUGAGCUUGAAGAGUUAAUUUUUGACGAUCUCUUGGAGGAACUUAUCUUAGACUUGAUGGCCUAUGCUUGAUCAGGUUCAUUCUUAUUAGAAUCAUCUUCACUAGCAUUAAAAAAUUUUGUAACUUGAUUGAUUUUGUAAUUAAUACUUGUUUUACCCAAACUCCGAAAGAGAUUAUGCAAAAUAUAAGGAAAUAGUUACUGGUCGUUUCAUUCAUACACCUUGUAAAAUCAGUGAC